Messenger RNA from Halteromyces radiatus, 369 nucleotides. RefSeq lists its product as uncharacterized. The record is from RefSeq and is a predicted model, not a curated record. Bases 1 to 369 code for a protein of 122 amino acids. NCBI's taxonomy places the organism in Eukaryota, Fungi, Mucoromycota, Mucoromycetes, Mucorales, Cunninghamellaceae. The transcript is spliced from 2 exons.
AUGAUCUGUUUUCCUCAAUUUAUAUUGUUACUACUUGUCACUUUUUCUAACAUAGGUACUCUAUUUUCGUGUCGCCCUGCUUCAACCAUGACAAACUUUGAUAAAAAAUCACUUCAAUCGGGUGCUAGACAACUUUUGAAAACCUUACAAAGUCGUGAUGUGAUCUUUUAUCAAGCUCCUCCCAAUGUUAAUCGUACCUUCUUUUUCAUGUAUAUUUCUGCUGGUGUCCAACUUUUAUUUUGGGGUAAUUUGGCAAAGAAUGCACCCAUGAUAUUGGCUCCUCAAGGUAAACGAAUGGUUAUCGCUGGUGGGUUAGUAACUGUUGGCUUAGGUGUGGCAGCUGCUAUGUGCACUUAUCCUUGGAGGUAA